Molecule: messenger RNA, 2908 nt
Organism: Fusarium odoratissimum NRRL 54006
Lineage: Eukaryota; Fungi; Ascomycota; Sordariomycetes; Hypocreales; Nectriaceae
Exons: 1
Coding region: 1300-2520 (406 amino acids)
Source: RefSeq, a predicted model, not a curated record
CAGGAUACAAACUCUGCCCGCCGCAUUGAUGCUUCUUCACUUCUCAUGAGCAUCCAUUCUGUUUGACCAAAACCUCUCGGGUUUCCUCCCUUGUGAUCCCUGCUGAUUGAUUUUCCAUCCACCCCUUUCUGCCCGACCAUCUGGUCUCAGCCAACGAAAAAGCAAGUUCAUCUUGUUGAUCCCUGUAUCCUAGAACGCUUGAUUCACCCGCCUGACCAACGCCCCCGGCCUAUGGGAGAUGCUGUGCGACCAUGCCUUUUGCCCCGGCUGGCUUACCCCGGACUUGUUUCUUGGGGUUUUUCUUGGGCAUGUUACCUUGAGGGACUACAGUAUAGGACAUACUGUUGCUCGGCUAGUUUUCUAGCUGCGACUUCUAGGAGGUGACCGUCCCAAAACUCUGUCUCUGGCUUCGGUCUACGAAUAGGAUAGACAGGCAUGCUGAUGUAUUAGGAAACCCCCUGUAGACCCCAGGUCAUGGUUGUUGCGCCUUGGCCAGAAAAAGCAAUCCGAAUGUCACAGUCAGCAUCUCAACUCGCUCGCUCGUGUCGGCCCCGGAUUUCCCAUCGAAUUGGUUCGGCGUGAUCCUUGUUCCUAUUGCUUGCACUUGCAGGAGACUAGCUGCUGUAGCUUGGUCCUGGUCUGUCUUGGUGCUCCUUGUCCAAGACGACCUUUCCCCUCUUCAGUCUUUGAUUUUCUCCAUCAUCAGUUGCCAGUCGCCAUUUCCAAUCUCAUCCCAACUAUUUUACUCUUAUCAAUAUCUCGUCUUGUCUAUCUAUCUCUUUAUCUCUCUAUCUGACUAUCCUGAGUCGGAUAUACCAUUUAUUGUUGCUCCCCUUAUUCCGAUCCCGCCUAACUUUGGCCUCAGCUCAGUUCCCCACUUUCGCUUGUCGACAAUCACGCCAGUUAUCCACCAGCAUUGAACGUCUACACUCUUGAGUAGACAACUCUUGACGGCCUGAGAGGCUUGGGAGAGGCAUAUUAGGUGCAUGGAACUGUCCUGACUCGACUCUGCUGCAACAUUGAGGUCAAAAGAGUUGCGUCAAUUUGGUUCAAGUCAUAGCCGGAGACAUUUCAAAUACCGAGCUCUUCACGCAUCACCAGAUACAACUUGUGAUUAUAUCUCCAAGUCGAAUCAUUCUCAGCUGAAACUCUUCGGCACUGAAAAGCCAGACCUCUCUUCCUCGGCUUUUCUAAUACCUGGCCAGCACAUCCUCUCAUCUUGUUUCACACUGGUUAAAACGGAUGGAUCGGACCAGGCAGCUCUGACAGCACCCCUCAGACGAAGCGCAAGCUGUCGUAAUGGAGGUAGAGGCUAAUGGACAGAGCUCAAUCAAUCUGCUUGAGCCCUGGCGCUGCCAUUCCGCAGGCGGCUGCCACGAUGACCUCCCCAUCUCUCCACUGGAUCUCGCUUCGGAUGACUUGACUCAAGUCCCAAGAUGUUCCGGCUCAGACCCUUUGUUCGAAGCAUUGAUGGGAGAUUCGAAGUACCGUACUGUUCGGAAAGCAGAAAGUACUGAAGGCCAUCGGAAGCCAAAUGCAAAAGAAACGUUAAUCCCGAGGUCCCGACCCGAAGGCCAGGGAUUCUCUUUUCCGUCAACAGAGGAUGCAAGAAACAAAUCCAGCCCUUUAGACAUACGGCCUGAACCAGCAUCAACGGGAUCUCGCGGUAUCAAGAGAAAGCGCUGCAAGUCCGAUGUCGAUGGCUUCAACACAGCCGACCUGUGUGUCAAGAAACGUCGACUUCGUGCCGAACUUAUCACGAGUCGUCUUUCUCAGCCUUAUUCUCAACCUGCCACUCACAUUCUUAAUCGAGAAGGUCAAGAGGCUGGCGACAAGCGCUUCUUGAAGAUGGCUACUUCAGUUGAUAUGACCCGAAGGAUCGCACAUCUUCACGCAACUUCAUUUCUCCGCUUCUCGACUAUGAAUUGUCUGAGGAAGAGGUUGAGUCUCGGGCAGGCUGCAGGUAACAAGAAAUAUGAGCAGGAAAUUGCAACUAUCACAUUGAAAGCUGCCGGCAAGACGAAUUGGCGACCUCCGAUGCUGCAGGAUUCUUCAGCGGGCAAAUCUCUGAGGAUCUCACCAACUGGCACGGGAGUUAUUGGACCUUCAGGCAUGAUGGUAUCGUCGGCAAGACCUCAGCCAAGCUACCCACCUCAAAAGGCAUUUCAACAUCCGAAACCCCCAUCAUGCCGACUAUCUAAUCCUGUGGCCCUUCCUCUACCCGUUAGUGAUGUCGCUGCAACUAAGAAGCGUACAUCACCUCGACUCUUCCCCAUCCGAUCGCCAGAGUUACGGCCUACGGCGCCUUUACCUCCGCUGGACGAUCUCGAAGAGGAUAGUUUUGCAUACAUGCAUCCUGCAGAUGACGACUGGGAUGAUGUGGGCGAUGAUCAAGAUAGUGUAUAUUCUGACUUCAGCGUUUUAUUUGGACAGAGCGAUGAUGGCAACAAUGGCGAAGAAGACAGAUCGUAUGAGGAGUAUUUGGAUGAACUCGACGGCAUCUGCUGGAUGUCAAGAUAGUUAGGCAAAUAUAUAGUGGCGUCUCUGGGCAUCUCGGUGAGCAUUUAAAGGAAUUAUGUAAAGUAUACUUCUAGCAUUGGGUGGCAAUAUGUUCUUAUUCAUGUUCAAUAUGGCGAUAUUGAAGCAUUAUCCAGCCGCAAGGACUGGAACAAAAAUAGGCUAUACUGGUUUGUAUUAUUAUUCGGCCAGAUAGAGAGGCUUAGAUACACCACAGCUCAAGCAACAGGUAACAGAUUGUCAUUGAUACGUGAUUAUGUUUAUGGCUUUACACCAAGUUUAGAGGCUCUGUCGGUUGCAAUAUCGCACAUUGCCUAAACACCGAAUUAGUAACAGAAGCACUAAGUUAACUUGCGAGUUAUACAUACCUGUAACGCUUCAUCAACCUCUU